Messenger RNA from Mandrillus leucophaeus (drill), 4659 nucleotides. RefSeq names its product retinoblastoma 1 (gene RB1). The record is from RefSeq and is a predicted model, not a curated record. Lineage: Eukaryota; Metazoa; Chordata; Mammalia; Primates; Cercopithecidae. Bases 188 to 2863 code for a protein of 891 amino acids. Gene Ontology annotation, molecular function: RNA polymerase II transcription regulatory region sequence-specific DNA binding. Gene Ontology annotation, biological process: cell differentiation; neuron projection development; negative regulation of G1/S transition of mitotic cell cycle. Gene Ontology annotation, cellular component: chromatin; nucleus; Rb-E2F complex. The transcript is spliced from 26 exons.
UUUCCCGCGGUUGGACGCGGCGCUCAGUUGCCGGGCGGGGGAAGGCGCGUCCGGUUUUUCUCAGGGGACGUUGAAAUUAUUUUUGUAACGGGAGUCAGGAGAGGACGGGGCGUGCCCCGACGUGCGCGCGCUUCGCCCUCCCCGGCUCUCCUCCACAGCUCGCUGGCUCCCGCCUCGGUAAGGCGUCAUGCCGCCCAAAACCCCCCGAAAAACGACCGCCGCCGCCGCCGCCGCUGCCGCGGAACCCCCGGCACCGCCGCCGCCACCCCCUCCUGAGGAGGACCCAGAGCAGGACAGCGGUCCGGAGGACCUGCCACUGGUCAGGCUUGAGUUUGAAGAAACCGAAGAACCUGAUUUUACUGCGUUAUGUCAGAAAUUAAAGAUACCAGAUCAUGUCAGAGAGAGAGCUUGGUUAACUUGGGAGAAAGUUUCAUCUGUGGAUGGAGUAUUGGGAGGUUAUAUUCAAAAGAAAAAGGAACUGUGGGGAAUAUGUAUCUUUAUUGCAGCAGUUGACCUAGAUGAGAUGCCAUUCACUUUUACUGAGCUACAGAAAAACAUAGAAAUCAGUGUCCAUAAAUUCUUUAACUUACUAAAGGAAAUUGAUACUAGUACCAAAGUUGAUAAUGCUAUGUCAAGACUAUUGAAGAAGUAUGAUGUAUUGUUUGCACUCUUCAGCAAAUUGGAAAGGACAUGUGAACUUAUAUAUUUGACACAACCCAGCAGUUCGAUAUCUACUGAAAUAAAUUCUACAUUGGUGCUAAAAGUUUCUUGGAUCACAUUUUUAUUAGCUAAAGAAACAGCUGUUAUACCCAUUAAUGGUUCACCUCGAACACCCAGGCGAGGCCAGAACAGGAGUGCACGGAUAGCAAAACAACUAGAAAAUGAUACAAGAAUUAUUGAAGUUCUCUGUAAAGAACAUGAAUGUAAUAUAGAUGAGGUGAAAAAUGUUUAUUUCAAAAAUUUUAUACCUUUUAUGAAUUCUCUUGGACUUGUAACAUCUAAUGGACUUCCAGAGGUUGAAAGUCUGUCUAAACGAUAUGAAGAAAUUUAUCUUAAAAAUAAAGAUCUAGAUGCAAGAUUAUUUUUGGAUCAUGAUAAGACUCUUCAGACUGAUUCUAUAGACAGUUUUGAAACACAGAGAACACCGCGAAAAAGUAACCUUGAUGAAGAGGUGAAUGUGAUUCCUCCACACACUCCAGUUAGGACUGUUAUGAACACUAUCCAACAAUUAAUGAUGAUUUUAAAUUCAGCAAGUGAUCAACCUUCAGAAAAUCUGAUUUCCUAUUUUAAUAACUGCACAGUGAAUCCAAAAGAAAGCAUACUGAAAAGAGUGAAGGAUAUAGGAUACAUCUUUAAAGAGAAAUUUGCUAAAGCUGUGGGACAGGGAUGUGUCGAAAUUGGAUCACAGCGAUACAAACUUGGAGUUCGCUUGUAUUACCGAGUGAUGGAAUCCAUGCUUAAAUCAGAAGAAGAACGAUUAUCCAUUCAAAAUUUUAGCAAACUUCUGAAUGACAACAUUUUUCAUAUGUCUUUAUUGGCGUGUGCUCUUGAGGUUGUAAUGGCCACAUAUAGCAGAAGUACAUCUCAGAAUCUUGAUUCUGGAACAGAUUUGUCUUUCCCAUGGAUUCUGAAUGUGCUUAAUUUGAAAGCCUUUGAUUUUUACAAAGUGAUUGAAAGUUUUAUCAAAGCAGAAGGCAACUUGACAAGAGAAAUGAUAAAACACUUAGAACGAUGUGAACAUCGAAUCAUGGAAUCCCUUGCAUGGCUCUCAGAUUCACCUUUAUUUGAUCUUAUUAAACAAUCAAAGGACCGAGAAGGACCAACUGAUCACUUUGAAUCUGCUUGUCCUCUUAAUCUUCCUCUCCAGAAUAAUCACACUGCAGCAGAUAUGUAUCUUUCUCCUGUAAGAUCGCCAAAGAAAAAAGGUUCAACUACACGUGUAAAUUCUACUGCAAAUGCAGAGACACAAGCAACCUCAGCCUUCCAGACCCAGAAGCCAUUGAAAUCUACCUCUCUUUCACUGUUUUAUAAAAAAGUGUAUCGGCUAGCCUAUCUCCGGCUAAAUACACUAUGUGAACGCCUUCUAUCUGAGCACCCAGAACUAGAACACAUCAUCUGGACCCUUUUCCAGCAUACGCUGCAGAAUGAGUAUGAACUCAUGAGAGACAGGCAUUUGGACCAAAUUAUGAUGUGUUCCAUGUAUGGCAUAUGCAAAGUGAAGAAUAUAGACCUUAAAUUCAAAAUCAUCGUAACAGCAUACAAGGAUCUUCCUCAUGCUGUUCAGGAGACAUUCAAACGUGUUUUGAUCAAAGAAGAGGAGUAUGAUUCUAUUAUAGUAUUCUAUAACUCGGUCUUCAUGCAGAGACUGAAAACAAAUAUUUUGCAGUAUGCUUCCACCAGGCCCCCUACCUUGUCACCAAUACCUCACAUUCCUCGAAGUCCUUACAAGUUUCCUAGUUCGCCCUUACGGAUUCCUGGAGGGAACAUCUAUAUUUCACCCCUGAAGAGUCCAUAUAAAAUUUCAGAAGGUCUGCCAACACCAACGAAAAUGACUCCAAGAUCAAGAAUCUUAGUAUCAAUUGGUGAAUCAUUUGGGACUUCUGAGAAGUUCCAGAAAAUAAAUCAGAUGGUGUGUAACAGCGACCGUGUGCUCAAAAGAAGUGCUGAAGGAAGCAACCCUCCUAAACCGCUGAAAAAACUACGCUUUGAUAUUGAAGGAUCAGAUGAAGCAGAUGGAAGUAAACAUCUCCCAGGGGAGUCCAAAUUUCAGCAGAAACUGGCAGAAAUGACUUCCACUCGAACACGAAUGCAAAAGCAGAAAAUGAAUGAUAGCAUGGAUACCUCAAACAAGGAAGAGAAAUGAGGAUCUCAGGACCUUGGUGGAUACCGUGUACACCUCUGGAUUCAUUGUCUUUGACAGAUGUGACUGUGUAACUUUCCCAGGUUCUGUUUAUGGCCACAUUUAAUAUCUUCAGUUCUUUUUGUGGAUAUAAAGUGUGCAGAUGCAAUUGUUUGGGUGAUUCCUAAGCCACUUGAAAUGUUAGUCAUUGUUAUUUAUACAAGAUUGAAAAAUCUUGUGUAAAUCCUGCCAUUUAAAAAAUUGUAGCAGAUUGCUUCCACUUCCAAAGUAAAAUUGCUGUGCUUUAUGGAUAGUAAGAAUGGCCCUAGAGUGGGAGUCCUGAUAACCCAUGCCUGUCUGACUACUUUGCCUUCUUUUGUAGCGUAUAUGUGAUGUUUGCUCUUGUUUUUAUUAAUUUAUAUGUAUAUUGUUUUAAUUUAACAUGAACACCCUUAGCAAAUGUGUCCUAUCUUCCAAAUGCAAUUUGACUGACUGCUCAUUCACCCAAAUUAUCCUGAACCCUUCCGCAAAAAUGGAUAUUAUUAGAAAUUAGAAAAAAAUUACUAAUUUUACACAUUAGAUUUUAUUUUACUAUUGGAAUCUGAUAUACUGUGUGCUUGUUUUAUAAAUUUUUGCUUUUAAUUAAAUAAAAGCUGGAAGCAAAGUAUAAACACAUGAUACUAUCAUACUACUGACACAGAUUUCAUACCUCAGAACUUAAAAGAACUGAUUAUUUUCUUCAUCCAACUUAUGUUUUUAAAUGAGGAUUAUUGAUAGUACUCUUGGUUUUUAUACCAUUCAGAUCACUGAAUUUAUAAAGUACUCAUCUAGUACUUGAAAAAGUAAAGUGCUCUACCAGAUCUUAGAUAUACAGGACCCUAACACAGUAUAUCCCAAGUGCACUUUCUAACGUUUCUGGGUCCUGAAGAAUUAAGACACAAAUUAAUUUUACUCCAUAAACAGACUGUUAACUAUAGGAGCCUUAAUUUUUUUUUCAUAGAGAUUUGUCUAAUUGCAUCUCAAAAUUAUUCUGACCUCCUUAAUUUGGGAAGGUUUGUGUUUUCUGUGGAAUGGUACACGUCUUCCAUGUAUCUUUUGAACUGGCGAUUGUCUAUCUUUUAUUUUUUUAAGUCAGUAUGGUCGAACACUGGCAUGUUCAAAGCCACAUUAUUUCUAGUCCAAAAUUACAAGUAAUCAAGGGUCAUUAUGGGUUAGGCAUUAAUGUUUCUAUCUGAUUUUGUGCGAAAGCUUCAAAUUAAAACAGCUGCAUUAGAAAAAGAGUCGCUUCUCCCCUCCCCUACACCUAAAGGUGUAUUUAAACUAUCUUGUGUGAUUAACUUAUUUAGAGAUGCUGUAAUUUAAAAUAGGUAGCUUCAGCUAGCUUUUAGGAAAAUUACUUUGUCUAACUCAGAAUUAUUUUUAAAAAGAAAUCUGGUCUUGUUAGAAAACAAAAUUUUAUUUUAUGCUCAAUUAAGUUUCAAACUUACUAUUUUGACAGUUAUUUUGAUAACAAUGGCACUAGAAAGCUUUACUCCCUUUCAUCAUUAAUUUCUGCAUGAAUAUCAUACAAAUCAGUUAGUUUUUAGGUCAAGGGCUUACUAUUUCUGGGUCUUUUGCUUCUAAGUUCACAUUAGAAUUAGUGCCAGAAUUUUAGGAACUUCAGAGAUCAUGUACUGAGAUUUCUUAAAUAAUGCUUCAGAUAUUAUUGCUUUAUUGCUUUUUUGUAUUGGUUAAAACUAUACAUUUAAAAUUGCUAUGUUACUAUUUUCUACAAUUAAUAGUUUGUCUAUUUUAAAAUAAAUUAGUUGUUAAGAGUCUUA